AUGGCGUGGCGACUGACGACGCGAAACCUCCUGCUGUUGCUCAUCGCCGCCGGCCUGCUCGUCUCCUUCUUGGUCGUCGGCCCCAGCUCGGAGAGUGCGGCGGCGGCGGCGGCGCUCCGGCAGCCGCGAUGCAAGCCGCUCGACAACAUUUUCUUCCUCAAGACGCACAAAUGCGGCAGCUCCACGGUGCAGAACAUUCUGAUGCGCCGCGGACUCGGCCUCGGCCUCAACUUCGUCCUCCCUGAAACCUAUAACUACCUGGGCCACCCUGAGCCGUUCCAAAUUGGGCAAAUAGACCCGAAGGUGAUGGACGCGUACGGCUCAUUCAACAUUUUCGCCCACCACUCGCGGUUCAACGCCCCGGCGGUUCACCAGGUGAUGCCGGACGACACGAGGUUCGUGAGCAUCGUGCGGGAGCCGUGGGCGCUGUUCGAGUCGCUCUUCAACUACUACAACGUGCAGGAGCACCUUUUCCAAAAUCAGUUCACCCUGAAAUCGCUGCUGGCACUUCCUCUCGACGAGAUCGACCAGAUGUUCAUGGGCCCCAGACUCGGUUUGCGCAUCGGACUCAACCAGAUGGCUUUCGAUUUUGGCUUCAGCAGCAGGAAUUUCAAGGACGAAUCCAAAAUCAACGAGCUUUUACGAAUGAUCGACGCCGAGUUCGACCUGGUGAUGGUGGCCGAGUACAUGGAGGUGUCGCUAGUGCUGCUGGCCGACCUGAUGUGCUGGCCCCUCGAGCAGGUCACCUUCCAGACCCUGAACGCCCGGCCGGCCAAGUCGAUGUACCGCACCAGUCUCUCGGGCGAGGAGAAAAAGAAACUCAUGGCGCUGAACAACGUCGACCAACGCAUCUACGACCACUUCAGGAAGAGGCUUAAGGAGAAGGUGCUUGAGUUCGGCGUGGAGCGGAUGAUGGCGGAGGCGACGCGGCUGGCUACCCUGAACGUGGCGCUGCUGAACGAGUGCGUCGAGGUGACGGUUGCCCCCGGGAACAACACUGAAAAUAUGCAUUACUACCCUGUGAACAGGUAUCUACUACACGACGACGCGCCGCAGCACUGCCGUCUGAUGGUGCUGUCCGAGCUCAAGUUCACCGACAUGUUGCGUGACCUGCAGCGCAAAAGGUUCGCUCUCAGGGCCGACCUGGACCUGCUGCUGCACACCUGAAAGUUCUGAUUGCGCUCGAAAUAGUUAAUUUAUUUUUAAAUAGUGAUUAAUCCUUAGCAAAUCAACCAAUGACUUGUCAACAGGUUUACCCUGGUCUCAGGUACAGGGUGAGGAGAUGAAUUAUUAAAUUCAUCUUUUCAUAAAAUUUGUUAAGCCUUGACCUGACAGUAUAUUAUACAAUUUUUCUGAUUCUUGCAGUGGUUGAUUUUUAAGUUUUUUUUUUUAAAUAUUUUCCGCUGUUCAAUUCAGUUUGUCAAUUUGUGCAUCCAAAAAGAGAUUUUCAUGCGUAAUGUAUGAUUAUUAGCAUAAAAGUGAAACUGUUGUCGCAUUUUCUCGCGGAAGCACCGCCGCAACUCGUGUGAUAGCCGCAUUAAUUUACACCAAAACGUCAAGCUCAUCUUUAAUUCACCGCAGCUUUCAAGCCUUUCCUUUU
Molecule: messenger RNA, 1600 nt
Organism: Cloeon dipterum
Lineage: Eukaryota; Metazoa; Arthropoda; Insecta; Ephemeroptera; Baetidae
Product: galactose-3-O-sulfotransferase 4-like
Exons: 7
Coding region: 1-1167 (388 amino acids)
Biological process (GO): glycolipid biosynthetic process
Cellular component (GO): membrane
Molecular function (GO): galactosylceramide sulfotransferase activity
Source: RefSeq, a predicted model, not a curated record